Messenger RNA from Bathycoccus prasinos, 1029 nucleotides. RefSeq lists its product with no specific name. Gene Ontology annotation, molecular function: transmembrane protein transporter activity. Bases 1 to 1029 code for a protein of 342 amino acids. The record is from RefSeq and is a predicted model, not a curated record. The transcript has 2 exons. NCBI's taxonomy places the organism in Eukaryota, Viridiplantae, Chlorophyta, Mamiellophyceae, Mamiellales, Bathycoccaceae. Gene Ontology annotation, biological process: protein import into mitochondrial matrix. Gene Ontology annotation, cellular component: mitochondrial outer membrane; mitochondrial outer membrane translocase complex.
AUGGGCGCGAGCUUUGCAAAGAUGGAAGCGCCUUUAGGCGCCGGAAGCGCUGACGACGGGUCGUCGCUCCUUCCACCGGCGGCGAGAGCGGGAAUGACGGAACCGACGACGAGCGAUGUGAACGGCAACAACAGCGAAACGAAUAAAGAGACGAACAACAGAACGACGGACUUCGGGAACCUCCCGUUGCCGUGCAAAUACGAAAACUUGCAGACGGAAAUGCUCAUGUCGCUCAAAGCGGAUUUCUUUGAAGGCGCGAGAUUUGAUUACAACAAACAGCUGAACCAGAAGUUUUUCUUGUCGCACGGGUUUUCGAUGACGAACGCGGAAAUUCCAGCCGCGAGUGGACACAUCAUUAAGAUUCCGUCGAGCUCGUACGAGUUUGGAGCGAACGUGGUGGAUUCGAAUUACAUGUUGGUUGGGAGAGUGUUUACGGACGGGAGAGUGAGCGGACGAGUGAAGUACGACGCGACGGAAAAUUUAAGCUUUCGUGUGCAGACGAGUAAAGAGAGAGAGUAUUCGCAGAUGAUGUUGGACGUAGACGCGAAAGGAUUAGAUUGGCAAGCGCAGAUGAAGUGCGGGAGUGGGGAGUUUUAUGGGGUGAAUUACAUUCAAAGCGUCACCGAGAGAGUGGCUUUGGGCGGGGAAGGGUUUUAUUUGGGCGCGAAUCAAGGAGGGAAGAGCGGCGUCGGGUUUGCGGCGAGGUAUAACGACGACGACGUGAUUGCGACCGCGCAAGUAGCAACGACUGGGAUGUGCUCGUUGACGUAUUGCCAAAAGGUUGGGGAAAAAGCGAUGUUGGCGAGCGAUUUCUCGUGGAAUUGGAACCAUCGACAGGCGAGCGGGUCAGUCGGGUACGAUUACGUGUUGCGACAGUGCAGAUUGAGAGGGUCGAUUGAUAAUCAAGGCGUGGUGGGGAUGUUUUUGGAAGAACGGCUGAGCAUGGGGUUGAACUUAAUUUUUAGCGCGCAAAUUGAUCACGCGUCGAAAAACCACAAGUUUGGGUACGGGAUGACAGUUGGAGAAUAG